AUGCCGCGCACGUGCCCUGCCACCGUCCCGCUCUCUCCCUGGCACCCAGCCGUCGCGCCCUUCCCGCUGCCGCCGCGUGCCCUUCCCCGCGCGCUCCCCGCCGUCCCGAGCGCUUCCGACGCCGCCGCGCGCCUUCCCCGCCGCCGCCGCGCCCUUCUUGCCGCUGCCCGGCGUGCCCUUCCCGUCGUCGCCCGCCCGCUUGCCGAAGCCGCCGCGCGUCUUCCCGACGCUGCCGCGCGCCCUUCCCGCCGCCGCCGUGCGCCCCUCUCGUCGCUGCCCGGCGUGCCCUUCCCGUCGUCGCCCCGCCCUCUUGCCGAAGCCGCCGCGCGUCCUUCCCCGCCGCCGCCGCCGUGCGCCCUUCUCGCCGCUGCCCAGCGUGCCCUUCCCGUCGUCGCUCGCCCGCUUGCCGAAGCCGCCGCGGGCUUCCCAUCACCGCCGCUGCGUGCUCCCAGCUGCCCUGCCUGCUUGCCCUCCGGUCAUCGCCCCUGCCUGCUUGCCCUGCGGCUGUCGCCCUCGGGAGAGAAAUUAGGUGGGUUAAGCACGAGUGGAACGAGCCCGUUCCACCGAUUCGGUGGAAUGGGUGCAUUCCGGAUCUAG
This is a messenger RNA of Lolium perenne, 597 nucleotides long. The record is from RefSeq and is a predicted model, not a curated record. Lineage: Eukaryota; Viridiplantae; Streptophyta; Magnoliopsida; Poales; Poaceae.